Aspergillus clavatus NRRL 1 is the source of this 558-nucleotide messenger RNA. Its product is annotated as cysteine hydrolase family protein. Lineage: Eukaryota; Fungi; Ascomycota; Eurotiomycetes; Eurotiales; Aspergillaceae. The transcript has a single exon. Bases 1 to 558 code for a protein of 185 amino acids. The record is from RefSeq and is a predicted model, not a curated record.
AUGACCAAGACCGUCCUGCUCGUUCUGGAUGUCCAGAACGGCAUCAUCGAGCGCCUGAACAACACCGAAGCCUACCUCGAACGCUUGGUCCCGGUCAUCGAAGCUGCGCGCAGGGCCGCCAUCCAGAUCGUCCAUGUGAGAACAGCUUUCCGUCCAGGUUACCCCGACGCACAUCCCAACAACGUGGCGGUUUCCCGAGCGAAAGACCUGCAGACAUUCAUCGAGGGCGACGAAUCCGUCGAGAUUCACCGAGCUGUGACGCCCAAGGCCAACGAGCCGAUCAUCACCAAGCGCCGUGUGUCGGCCUUCACUGCAACGGAUCUCGAUCUUGUGCUCCGCUGCUUGCAAACAGAACGACUGGUCGUCGCUGGACUGGUCACCAGUGGCGCGGUCCUCUCGACGGUGCGGCAAGCUGCCGAUCUCGACUACAAUUUGACUGUGCUGGAGGAUCUGUGCAUGGACAAAGACCAGGAAGUUCACAAAAUCCUGAUGGAGAAGGUCUUGUCGAGACAGGCGAGCGUUAUUACCUCUGCGAAGUGGCUGGCGGAACUGCAGUGA